Molecule: messenger RNA, 1005 nt
Organism: Diaporthe citri
Lineage: Eukaryota; Fungi; Ascomycota; Sordariomycetes; Diaporthales; Diaporthaceae
Exons: 2
Coding region: 1-1005 (334 amino acids)
Source: RefSeq, a predicted model, not a curated record
AUGCUCGUCGUGCAGUCCGUGCAGACCGGCGAGCUCCUCGUGCAAAAACUUGUACGGCCCAAUACCGACGACCCAGACUACGAGUACGAGGAGCCGCUGGAGCUGCGAAUCUCGACGUGGCAGGACACGCUGCCCAGCAAUGGGUUUCCCAACUAUUUCGCAAACAACGUCUUCAUCAACUAUCCCCCGCGUCGUGUAGGCGGGCGCACUGCGAGGGUAGGGGAGGAAUCCAGCGCGUUCCCCCAAAUCGUUUUGGGCGACUUCGGGAAUUCGGCGGCCGACGGGGACGACACGAUGAUUAUCCCCCUAAACGUUCUCGGGGGCGAGGACCCGGGAGACACGGAGCUGCGCCUGUGGGAGGACACGUACGGGGUGGGCAACACCCUGCGGCGGCUGUGCCAGGCCCACCUCCCAAUCUCCCCGGAUGAUGGCGACGUUGGUGACGCCGACUGGCACGCCCGGCGGCCUAACAACAUCAGAAUGGCGGGCCUCAACGCGCGGGACGCAUCGGCGCCAGACUUCUCUGCCCAGCUGGUUGACCUGCUGGGGAAUUUCGAGUGGGACGCCAUGGAGACAGGGACCGAUAUUCAUGAAUUGGAGGACCCCUUGGGCGAUGUCACGGCCGACUCGCGGUGGAUGGUCGAUACGUUGUACCCAGCUGCGCGCGCCCGGGUGGCGGCGUACCGCAAUCCACCUGGGGGCCGGCCGGCCAGGUAUUUUGACGGGCUGGAUGUCUCGUGGACCAAGCCGGAACCCGUGAUGCCCUUCGUGUACAACACCAGCUAUGCGCACCAUGAGGCUGCCGCCGCUGAUGCCGUCGGCUAUGAGGAUGGUGAGGGGGGCGGCGGUGUCGAUGUGAACUGGAAUGAUAAGGAAGAAGUCAAGAUGCAGGCGCUCGGAAGGCUGCAUAAGUGGGACGAUGUCAAGCCAAGUUACGAGCUGCGUUCUCUCGAAUUCAAUGGUCCGACAAUAAGACCCUCGAACCAGCCGCCCGGCGGGGAGUGA